CAGAUGUACAGAAUUCAUUCCUAGCAAGAGGAAAGGCGUCGCUGGAGCGUCUGUUGUGGUGUUUCCGAAGAGCUUUCCAGAGUCGACAUAUAGCAGGCCAAGGUCACACUCGCUGUAACAAUAAUAAACCUGCAGCUGGCUUUGUAUCGAAGAAGUCUGGCGGUGAGAAUAUCUGUGCGUUAAGUGAGUGCAAUGCUUUACGAAAAUUGCCAUUCGUGUUACAUUUACAACUGUUUCGACAACCUUAGAGCGAAGUGUGAGCAAAGCACACAUGGCGUUCAAAUCACCCCUUUCCCCUUCGGUUUAUGCAGACUGUGAAGUUUUACGCCUAUGAAAUAAGCUCCGGGGCAUUCAGUAUUAUAGUGUAAUUGGUGUCGAAAUUCAUAAAUGUUUAUGGAAAUGAGCUGCCUGUGGAAUUUGGUAAUAAGAGUCGCCUCCUCCGUCAUGGCCUGCAUGCCCAGGACACGGCUGUGCUGCCAGCCCGCCGGCCUGCUGUUCUUGUGUGUUAGUGUGGGCGUCUUUAUGGUGGUGAGAAUAUGGGAAAACCUUCUUCCGAAUGCCCCCGCCCUCCCGCCCACGCCACUCAGCGCCAGCCCUCUCUACCCGUCCCGCCUCCCGCUCCUGGACCUGCAGGACUUCACCUACGUCAUCAACAACGACGCGUGCGGCCGCGGUAGCGACGUGUUCGCCGUCGUCAUCGUGCACACGCAUCCUGCCAACCGGGAGGUGCGAGACAUCAUGCGCGCUCAGAUCCCCCAGCAGGACCUGCAGGAGCUGGGCGUGCGGCGCGUGUUCCUGCUGGCGCGCGCCGAGUGGCACGACCAGAAGCUGUACCAGCAGACGCCGCAGUCCGACAUCGACCGGGAGAACGUGCAGAACCAGGACAUCGUGCAGGGCAACUUCAAGGAGCACUAUCACAACCUGACGUACAAGCACGUGAUGGGCCUGCAGUGGGUGACGCAUUACUGCUCGCAGGCCAAGUACAUCAUCAAGAUGGACGACGACAUCGUGGUCGACCUGUACCAGUUCCGACACCUGCUAAGGAGCAGGUACUACGAGAGGACCAACCUGAUCAUGGGGCUGCUGCAGGUGGAGGCCCGGCCCGUGCGCAACAAGGAGAGCAAGUGGUACGUGAGCGAGGCAGAGUUCGCCGACGACUUCUACGCCCCCUUCAUGUCGGGAUGGGCGUACGCCAUGACCCUCGACGCCGCCCGACGGAUCGUGGCCGAGUCGUCCACGGUGCCCUACUUCUGGAUCGACGACGUGCACGUAACGGGCACGCUGGCCGAGCGCACCGGCGUCAAGCGCGAGGGCCUCAACCGCUUCUACACGCUGCACGUCGACCACCUCUACUGCUGCAUCGAACUGCCCGAGAGUGCCGAGUACCUGUGUGACUUCCUGGCGGGCCCCUCGGAGGGCGACACCACCGUCAUGACCAAGGUGCUGGGCCACGCCAGGUUCUGCUACGUCAACACCUGCUACCGGAGGCCCCUGGACCACAGCGUGGCCAAGAUGUGCGUGCGGACCAAGGUGCCCCCCCUGGCGCCGCUCGGGAAGGGGCGCGGCGAGAUCGUCAGGUUGUCACGGUAACGGGAGGUCAAGCAGGCGCUCGGCGAUGUUGCGGAGGCGAAAAGCUCCCUUGUGACUGUAUCAAGUCUUUAAAUAAUGUAGGCCUUCAAGGGAAUUCUCUCUCUCUCUCUCUCUCUCUCUCUCUCUCUCUCUCUCUCUCUCUCUCUCUCUCUCUCUCUCUCUCUCUCUCUCUCUCUCUCUCUCUCCCCCCCCUCCCUCCCUCCCUCUCUCCCUCUCUCCCCCUCUUUGCCUCUUUGCCUCUACCUCCCUUUACCUCCCUUCCCCUCCUCCUCCUCCUCUCCUACUCUUCCUCCUCUCUCCCUCCUCUCCCUACCUUCUUCCUUCUACUCUUCCUACCUCCCUCCUCCUCCUCUCCCUCCCUCUCCCUUCCUCUCCCUCUCUUCAUUUUUCCCUCUUUUCCUCCCCGCCCUCAAUCACUCCCCUCUUUCUUCUCUCUGGUUAUCUGUCUCUUAUCAGUCGCUCUUAUUUUCUUUCUAUCAGUUCCAUUGUUCGUAUUGUGUAUAUAGCUAAGGUAAUGUUAACCACGUGAUGUCUCCAGUGUUCACUUGCCAGUAACACUUUAUACCUAUAAAGGUAGUCGUUAAAGAAAUGUAUUUAUAUUGUUGUAUGUGUAAAAUGUAUAGGUUUUUUAUAUUAUUUUACUUUGUCGAAUCAGAUGUAAAUAUGUACAUAGAUUUAGCCUUAAUAUUCUAACAGUCAUUAUUUUUACCCAAUAAAGAAGUGUCAAGUGCCAUUAUUAUCAAAAGCAUAAUAAAAUAAUA
Molecule: messenger RNA, 2351 nt
Organism: Penaeus indicus
Lineage: Eukaryota; Metazoa; Arthropoda; Malacostraca; Decapoda; Penaeidae
Product: beta-1,3-galactosyltransferase 5-like
Exons: 1
Coding region: 388-1590 (400 amino acids)
Cellular component (GO): Golgi membrane
Molecular function (GO): hexosyltransferase activity
Source: RefSeq, a predicted model, not a curated record